Molecule: messenger RNA, 7590 nt
Organism: Schistosoma rodhaini
Lineage: Eukaryota; Metazoa; Platyhelminthes; Trematoda; Strigeidida; Schistosomatidae
Source: the annotation of a GenBank genome assembly
AUGAACACAAAUGUGAUUGAAAUUACGAUAUUGGGCCAUGUCGUUGUUUUUCAUUACAAUGUUUUGGGGUCAGAAACUAAACUCGUUUUAAGUUCCAAGGUCAAUGGGGUCGUUAUCGUGUGGAUGUUUUUUAUUAUAUUACCUAAAAUGGGUUUAUACAAUACGGCUGGGAAAACCAAUCACUUCAUUCUAAGCUUAGCAUUCUUUUCGAUUUAUUUAUUACUAUUUGGAUUCUGCUAUAAUGGUUUUAUUGCGAAUAACAAGGAAGUACAAAUUCUUGUCGACGGCAUAGACAACUUCUGUCGGUUGAAAGUUUUCGAAGCUGACCGUACUGGUGAUGCUUUCUUUUUCUUUUCGGGAUUAUCCUUUGAGCCAUCAUUUCUGGAUUUCGGUGAACAACCUUUUUCUCACCCUAAACAUGUCGAAGUCACCAUCACCAAUAUUGAUGCUGACCAGUCGAUUGAUCUCGUCACUACUUUCGGAGUUUCUCAAUUCAUAUUUUGGUCCAGAUUCAACCAGACAGCGCUCUCCCCUGCUUCAUCUGCUAAUUUCAAUAUAACAUUUUUACCUUAUACUGUGGGUGAUUUUGAAACUUCCAUAUAUAUCCAGACGUCAUUAGGCGUUGCAAAAUAUCAGGUGUUCGGAUCCAGCUACAUCAGUGACGAUUACUUGAUACCUUUCGUCAACCUCGAAUCUCUGGAUGAAAAUAAAAAGUCAUUCGAAUUAAAACUAGUCAACCCUUUAUCCUGUUCUGUGAAGGUUGACAAUCUGAGAGUAUUUUCGGAUGGACUUCUUACGGAAUAUUGCAGCUAUUCUCAAGUCACAUCUAAUCCGACUAGUAGAAAUGAUCUAAUUGAUAAUUAUGCAUUUGAACCUAUAAUACUUCAUUCUUACGAAAAAAGAAGUUUACUGAAAGCAACUAUUGAUGCGGAUGAUAUGGAAUUAAUUCAGAUUUCAAGCUUACUUUGGAAGUUUGAUCCUUACUGCAAACCUGACCAAAUAUUUUCUGGAAAUUCAACUGACGGUAUGGGUUUCUUGAGCUCAUCAAAUAAGUUUUCGAAGUUACCAGCCGCAUUGAUUUCCAUAAAUAAAUUUAUCAAUCAAGUUUUGUACUCACGUGUCAGCCUUCUGUAUCUUGGUGUUAUUAACAGUCGAUCGGGUUCCAUUUCUAAACCAAUAGAAGUUUUAUUUCUCGGUAAUCAGCUACUUGAAAUCACAAGUAUUGAAGCUAAUAUCUAUGAUGAAGCUUUAUCAAUUAAUAUUACAGAAAAAAUUAUUUCACCACAUACUACGACUCCAAAAACUAUUGCCAUCGUAACACUUUCAUCGGCACAUUUAUCUCACAGUUAUUAUUUAUCUGGUAUGAUUUCUGUAUUCACGAAUGAUCAGUCUAUUUAUUUACGUAUACCUUUCUAUGGUCGACUGGUUUAUGGUUCACUUACAUCAAGUGUUCAAACAGUGCCCAAUUAUUUAAAUGAGAAGAAUCGGCAAGAUCCAGUGUUUUUAUUUCGUUUUAUGCUAACUAAUCGAUAUGAUUUUACGCUAUUCAUAUCGAAAAUUGAUUUCUUAACUCCGAGUCAUAAGUAUUUACUACAGAUUCAUCAUCAUAUAACUAAUGCCGAACUAAUACCGAAUCAAACGAAAUUGUUUAUGAGUAUAUCUAUUGUUGAUAAUAGGAUUACACGUUUACAUGGUAUAAUGGUUGUUUACUCGAGUAUAUCCACUUUUCAUAUACCGUAUGAUAUUUAUUCUGGUAAACUUCAUUUUUCCAUUGAUGGUGCACGACAAUUGCAAGAUGUUUAUUUAUUGGGUACAACAUUAAUUGGUCAGAUACGUAAUCAAUCUAUUACGAUUGUCAAUCUAAAUCCUGUACCGGUUGAAUUAACGUCAGUUAAUAUAUAUACAGAGUCGGAUAAUAAUGCCAAGUGUGAGAUUAUGAAACACAAGCAUGAAGGUUGCCAACUUUCAGGUCCAUGUGAAAAUUGUCUUUUUCAGUUUACUGAAAUCCAAUCAUUAUCAGAAGUUAAUAUCCCAUUUUCAUGGGGUAAUGAAAAUGUUACUCAACAUAUUAAAGGAUUUAUACAAAUUAAAACAAAAUAUACAGUAAUAGAACAACAAUUUGAAUAUUUUGUAACACGUGGCCUUAUUAAUGUGAUACCCAAUCCACUGAUUGUAAAUAGUUUAUUUCCUGGAAAAAUUAUCAUGCAUAAAAUAACUGUCCAGAAUGCGUAUCCUACAGAGAUCAAUAUUGCUGACAUAAAAUUACAUCGUCCUAUCAUGUCUUCAGAUAAUUUUGACAAUGAGAUUUCACUUGAUUUUAUCCAAUUUUAUAAAAUUAAACGAAACAAGACUAGCAAUGACACAGAUUCACCUUAUUUAUUUCAACCAAUUCAAUUCUCAGCAAAUCAAUCUAGAGUAAUUGGAGUUGUUUAUUUUGAUCCGUCUGCGAGUUGUGUUGAUAGGUUUGAAGAUAUUGCUCAGUAUGAUACAAUGUCGACAACAGCUACUGUUACUACUACUACCACCAGUACUACUAAUACUACCAAUUCGACUGCAGUUUAUCCUGUCCCCUAUAUAGUUAAACCUCUUGGAGCUAAUAAACCAUUUUGUUAUUGUGGAUUUAAUUUGGAUACUUCUUUAGGAAUGUUAUGGUUGAAAGGUGUUAGAGGGACUGUUAAUCAAUCUACAGAUAAAAUCACUCAUCAGUCAUUUAUAAAUCGUCUAAUAAUUGAAGAAACAUUUAAACUAUACAAUGAAUUAUACAAUCAAUGGUUAAAACAUUUGAUGAAUAAAGAUAUUACUUCUAAACAUCCUUUUAUGAACAAAAAUAUCUUAACAUCUAUAAGUUAUAAACUGCCUGAUGAAAAUAUAUCAUUUUUUAGUGAUUUAUCUGUUCGAUAUAUGUGGCCGCAGAUAACUAAAGCCCGGAAGGUUCCUAUAAAUGUAUCAAGUAAACAUUUGACAUUUUGUACUAUUAAAAAUGUCCCCUCUUCAUUAUCAGUAUCGUCAGAAUCAGAGAAUCGAUCUUUAUUCACUCAUCGUUUGAUGCAAAUACCAACAGUAACAUCAUCAUCAUUACUGUCGCUGUCAGAAGCAACAAAUUCAUUUCAAUGUAUUUUUCAAAUAACGAAUCCUCAAUCAACGAUAAAUCCGUUAUUUGUUCAACCCUUAUUAUGGAAUGAAGUAUAUAAAAUCUAUGCUACAAAUGAAUCGGAAUUAAAUCAUUUAAAAAAACUGAUUGCCAAUAUUUCGGCGGAUUCAACAUUCAUCGAUUCAUUAUUCACAACACAGUAUGGAGAAUUUUCUGUCCAACCAUUUUUAUGUUCCGAUUGUCAACUAAUCAAUCAUUCUAUCAAUUUAACAUAUCCUCCAAGUUAUAUUUUACCGUCGAAUGGGAGUGGACAAUAUUUUCGCUUAAUAUUUACACCAUAUCAAAAUAUAUUUGAAUUAUUAAAUCAGAAUAAGGUGAACAAUGAAGAUACCAUACGUAGUCUAUUAAUAAUACGAAAUAAUUUAACUUCAAUAGAACCUUUAUGGUUAGAAAUUCAUUUUGGUCGGAUUGGUUUAACACUUGGCAAAUUGUCAACUACAAAAACAAUAUCUAAAUUGACAAAAUCGAUUAGUGCUUUCGUUAGUAUAUUUGAAAAUGAUCCCAGUCAUAUUAAACAUUCCAUUUCGCCUAAUAUUGAUCUAUAUAUUCGUAAUGUACCACCUAGUAGCAGUAGUAGCAGUAGUAGUAGUGGCAUUAAUGGAUUCAGUACAUUGAAGGAUAACUUAAUUUCUUCAUUGAAAAUUGAUCAAACUCUUUGUGAUAUCGACUUAGAUUUCACUAGUCUAUUCAACAACAAAGCAAUUCAUCAAAAGAUUCACCAGGAUUUAUCAUUAAAAUUUGAAUUCACUGAAAAAACUAUUGGAACAUUUUGUGAGCCGCCUAAAACAAAAUCGAUAGACAAUUUACCUUCUCCAUUUCAAUCUAAGCAUCGGAGACAAUCGAGUGAUUCUAAUCAUUUUGCUGAUAUUGACAAUCAUCAAGGUUUAUUAACAACUCUUUCAUUACGACGACGAUUAGUACUGCUCAAUUCUGGACAAGUUACGUUGAGUAUAUUUAUGCUGAGCCUUUUACCAUCAAUGAAUGGUAGACAGGAAUUCACUGAAAACUUUUCACUAACCAAUAAUUUAUCAAUACCUACAUCUUAUUCUUGGUUAUAUUCACAUUUAUCAUGUAAUUUAAAUGGUUUUAAAUUAGAUCCAUGUAUACUACCGCCUACAACGAUGACAACAGCAAAGAUGAUGAGUAUUAAUGAUCCUGAUAUAAAUAAUAGUUCUAAUAUUAUUACAAUUUUACCAGGUCAACAGAUUAUCAUCGAACUACGACAUUAUCCAGAUUUUACGCAUACCUUUUUGACAGCAAAUUUAAUUAUUCAAUUAUAUCCAACAUUAUUUCAAUCGAAUAUUCUCCAAUGGUGGGAUCUACAACAAUCGAAUAAAACAGAUGACAGUCAUAUCUUAUUAAUUGAUCUACCCAAGAUUUCACUACAAGCUAUUUUUAAUGCAAAUCUUUUAGGCUCCUGUCUUAGUCUAUUGCCUAGACCAUCAAUCGAAUCAUUUCUAUCGAUGACGGUCUUUCUAUUCUAUUUACUCAAUAUUACUGCAAUACUUAUCAUAUCAUAUGGAGAUGCUAAAGAAAUAUAUACACGUCAUAUUAAAUUACGACAUUACAUAGAUGAACUACCAGAAAAUGUACUCUCAGAUUCUUCUAGACGAUUUAAUUUAAAUCAACCAAGUGAUAAAUUAUGUAUCAAUUGUUGUAUAAACGAUAAAAACUUAUGUAAUCCUUCCACUCGAGAAUUAUUUACCACAUCCAAUUCUCAAUUAUCAUAUUCAACAAUUACAACAUCAAACACUGCUAUACUAAUGAAAAAGCAAUUAACAAAUAGUAUCAUUGAAAAUGAUGAAAUUUCUACAUUGAAUUCAACUAAAACAGAAACAAAACUUAAAUGGAAAGAUAAAAUUAAUUCAAAUGAACAAAAAUUAAAAAAUGAAAUAGUAACAACAAGAUUAGAUUGGAUAAAUUAUUAUUUUCAAUGGUUAUUAGGAUUAUUAUUUCUUAUUAAAUAUAUUAGUUUACAUUGGAUUUUAAUUAUUAUUAUUAAAUAUCCAUAUAAAACAAUGAAAAGAUAUAUUAUAUGUUUGGGAAAAUGCAAAGAUUGGUUAAUAUCAAGCUUAAAUUUAAUUAAUUAUGGUUAUUUUCAUUGUAUUCGUCAAUCGUCAUCAGAUGUUAUAAAUGCUACUAAUGAUAAUAGUCAAUCAACUCCAUCAUUAAAUGAUACAAUAAUAAUAAAUAAAAAAAAUUUAUUCGGCUCAUCAAAACAAUCAUCAGCUGAUGAAGUUAAAAAUCAGAAAGCAUCUUUAAAAUCAUACUCAAGAAACUUAUCAAAAUUAACUAAUCAAACAUCAGACAAAGCGAGUACAUCACGAGCAAAUCGUAAAAAGAAAACAAUGGUCCCAUUGGUUGAAAUCUCAAAGCCAUCAGGAUUCAAUGCUAAUGCAUCAGAUGAUCAUGCUAACGUAUCAAAUCGUUCUCGUUUUACAAAAAUUGAAUCUGUAUCACCACUGCCACCAGCAGCAACACCCACAACACCAACACAGGCAGUCAAUAAAGAUGCUUCACCACCGCGUAUGGCAGAAGCUGAUAUUGUUGCAGCUGUUCAGGCAUCUAUACGACUUACUGAAGAUGUUAAUAAUAAUAAUCAUCACCAUGAAAUACGUCGAAAACAAACCCAACGUAUCUCUUCACGUAAAAAGUGUUAUAACUCUUCCUCACCAUCCUCUGCAUCUGGACCUGAUGUGGAUGAUGACAAUAAUAAGAGUAAGCUAGAUCGUGUAAUGAAUGUGUUCUAUCAAAAUGAUAAUUCACCAGCCCAUUUAAAUUGUAAAUCAGAUUCAAUCGAUAAAAUAUCAUCCUCAUCUUCUGCUGACAAUCAACGUGUUGUAAAUCAUCAAAAUAAAAAAGAAACAUCAAAAUCAACUGUUCCAAGACUACCACAUACAAAACAACUUAUAGAUGAAUACAAUGAAUUUAUAGCUGAAGAGUGUGUCACUUCACAAGAACUCUUGGAAACGGCUAACCAUAAAUCAAUCUCAUCUUCACUGAUUCCAUCUAGUGAAUUGGAUAAGUCCAUUAAGCAUCCACAUCAAUCGCUUGAUACAGUUAGUAACAGUGAAUUAUUCGAUUGGCCUGAAACUAUUCAAACUUGUCCCAACCAAAUUGCGAGGAUGCAUCAUUAUGUCACUAAUGAUCAAUAUCCAUUGACAAUUUAUCCUCUAUGGAGCGGAGCUGUUACUGGGUUGGCCACAUAUUGGAACCAAACGUUGUUAUAUUCAGAUGAAAUGUUAUAUUCAAGUGAUUCACCUGAUGAGGCAAUGAAUCGUUUAUCCGAAGAAACGCAUACAUUUGCACAAUCAUUUAUGACUGAACCAUCUUUACAUUCACAAUUUAUAUCAUCUCAAUUCGAAACAACCCAUUUUAUUCAGCCAACUGGAAUUUAUGAGAAUGGAUUGAAAGAUUAUUUCAGUCAGGAUAAAUUUAUCCUAAAUAAUAAUAUUUAUUCAAGUAUUUGGAAUACUAUGAAGGAGAACGACAAUAAUGAAAGUUAUCCGUCUACUGAAAACUCACCUGAAUAUCUGUCUUCAGAUCAUCUUGUUGGACAGGGUUUUCUACAGUUUGAUCAUUUUUGUGAUUACCAUAUAAACAAAAUUACAGUUGAAAAUGCUUUUAACACUACUUUACCAAUUAUCUAUUCACUAAUUCAAUGUAAUGAUGAUAGAAAAAAUAGUUCUACCGCAUUGCAAUCAUCUUCAAUAAAUUUUCCUACAAAUACAGACAAAUUGGACCGAAUAGAUACUCCUCUAAUCACUCAGAUAUUUCUCGAUGCUUUGCGUACAGCACAUCGUCAAAUUGUUGAUGAAACCAAUCCAUCUUAUCAUUAUACUAAUUCCAUUGUUAACUUUUCAUCUGAAAAUACUACUCCUGAUUACUAUACAAAUGAUGACGAUAACAACACAAUGCGAAUUGAUUGCAGUCCACAUGAUAGUUGUCGAACUAGUUUUUGUGAAUUAUCACGAAUUACUGAAAGUAGACGUUUAUCUGUAUUAAACUAUGAAGCCGAAAUGAACAGUUCUAUUGAAGAAAAGAUGGAAAUAAAAGAAGAGUAUUUCGAUUUAGUACCAAAUCCUUUGAAGAACGGAGUUAGUAACGACCUAAUAUCAUCCGAAGAAUUGUGUAGUUAUUCUUCAUGGAAAUGUAUUGUAGACAUACCACAAUCGGAAUUGUUUCAAGAAUUAGGAUUAUCGGAAACCACAUCUGAACAAUCUAAUUUUGUAUCAACUGGUUUUAUGAAUUAUGAGAAUAUUUUCAACGAAUCAUCUGCUAUUGCCCCAUGGACAUAUAUUUUCGAAAAAGUAAUCAGAAGAAUAAAUGGUAUCGACAAUAAUCAGGAUUCUUCGUUAAAUUGUGAAAAUAAGUUGAAUAAGCCUUCUUCUUCUCCUUCUUUUUCUACUACGAUUACCCUCACUGAUAUGAUUGAAUAA